This is a messenger RNA of Pan troglodytes (chimpanzee), 1085 nucleotides long. Its product is annotated as E3 ubiquitin-protein ligase RNF5-like. Gene Ontology annotation, cellular component: endoplasmic reticulum. Gene Ontology annotation, biological process: ubiquitin-dependent protein catabolic process. Gene Ontology annotation, molecular function: ubiquitin protein ligase activity. Lineage: Eukaryota; Metazoa; Chordata; Mammalia; Primates; Hominidae. The record is from RefSeq and is a predicted model, not a curated record. The coding region runs from base 73 to 555 and encodes 160 amino acids. The transcript has a single exon.
UAAAGCAGGUUGGGGCGUGUGUAUGUGUAUUUGGGGGGACUGAAGGGUACGUGGGGCGAAACAAAACCGGCCAUGGCAGCAGCGGAGGAGGAGGACGGGGGCCCCGAAGGGCCAAAUCGCGAGCGGGGCGGGGCGGGCGCGACCUUCGAAUGUAAUAUAUGUUUGGAGACUGCUCGGGAAGCUGUGGUCAGUGUGUGUGGCCACCUGUACUGUUGGCCAUGUCUUCAUCAGUGGCUGGAGACACGGCCAGAACGGCAAGAGUGUCCAGUAUGUAAAGCUGGGAUCAGCAGAGAGAAGGUUGUCCCGCUUUAUGGGCGAGGGAGCCAGAAGCCCCAGGAUCCCAGAUUAAAAACUCCACCCCGCCCCCAGGGCCAGAGACCAGCUCCAGAGAGCAGAGCGGGAUUCCAGCCAUUUGGUGAUACCGGGGGCUUCCACUUCUCAUUUGGUGUUGGUGCUUUUCCCUUUGGCUUUUUCACCAUCGUCUUCAAUGCCCAUGAGCCUUUCCGCCGGGGUACAGGUGUGGAUCUGGGACAGGGUCACCCGGCCUCCAGCUGACAGGAUUCCCUCUUCCUGUUUCUCGCCAUCUUCUUCUUUUUUUGGCUGCUCAGUAUUUGAGCUAUGUCUGCUUCCCGCCCACCUCCAGCCAGAGGAGAAUCAGUAUUGAGGGUCCCUGCUGACCCUUCCUUACUCCUGGACCCCCUUGACCCCUCUAUUUCUGUUGGCUAAGGCCAGCCCUGGACAUUCUCCAGGAAGGCCUGGGGAGGAGGAGUGAAGUCUGUGCAUAGAUGGGAGAGCCUUCUGCUCAGAGGCUCACUCAGUAACGUUGUUUAAUUCUCUGCCCUGGGGAAGGAGGGUGGAUUGAGAGAAUGUCUUUCUCCUCUCCUAAGUCUUUGCUUUCCCUGAUUUCUUGAUUUGAUCUUCAAAGGUGGGCAAAGUUCCCUCUGACUCUUCCCCCACUCCCCAUCUUAUUGAUUUAAUUUAAUUUUUCACUCCCCAGAGUCUAAUAUGGAUUCUGACUCUUAAGUGCUUCCUCCCCCUCACUACCUCCUUUAAUACAAAUUCAAUAAAAAAGGUGAAAUAUAAAA